Engraulis encrasicolus (European anchovy) is the source of this 1030-nucleotide messenger RNA. RefSeq lists its product as uncharacterized. Lineage: Eukaryota; Metazoa; Chordata; Actinopteri; Clupeiformes; Engraulidae. The transcript has a single exon. The record is from RefSeq and is a predicted model, not a curated record. The coding region runs from base 604 to 858 and encodes 84 amino acids.
UGGCACUGCAGUAGACUUCUUUUUCUGCUCUACGUCGGAACGUUUUAACAUCGUAACCGUGCGCAGUGGACGGAGUAAAAUAGAGAUGCACCGCGUUGCCAUAGCAGAUGAAGCUAACGUGCAGGAACCGAGCGAUAGCAGCAGCAAAACAAGCAUUUCCACGGAUGAUUUCUGCCUGUAAAGGCAACUGUUCUCACGGCCUUCCGAGCGUGCCAGCAUAGGAUUUUGUCGAAUAUCUCGGAGCGUUUGUCUCUGUAACAUCGAAGCCAUGGAUUAGCCACUUGUUUGCUGGCUACGGACGAGACGGGGGCGAUCGGACUGCUGGAAAAAUAGUGACUGUCAGCUGUGUUGUCUAACAAAAAAUAACAAGGAAUAGCAACAUCUGACUCCAAUACUUCCCAUCAGUUGACUUGUGUCAGAGAGGAUUUUCCUCUCUGCUUGUGCUUUGAGAACCACGGGCAGUCACUUAUUGAGGGAGCUAUGCAAAUGAUACUCGCAGGGAGCCACGUUUGGAAUACAGUGGCAGUGGAGGCAUGGGAUAGAGUGGCUGAAGUCGGGUUCUCUGAAAGGCUUUAAUGUCUGACAUAAUCCAACGUCGGCAAGAUGACCGAGAGAUAUCCACUUGCAGAGAAGGCAAUGUCAGAGGGCUAUGCCCGGCUCAGGUACAAGGACACGUCGCUGCUCAUUUGGCAGCAGCAACAGUUGGAGCUGGAGAAAGCGCCCCCCACCAACUACCUCAGCCGGAGCCAGAGCAGCCGAUACUGUCGGUACGGAAACCAAUCCGUGGUGGUACGGGACAAGAACAAACUAGAGGGAACUGCCAACUCUGGACGCUCCACAAUAUGUCUAAUUAUGUAAUCCUAUUUGCCAUUUUUCAGUGUUCAUUACCAGCAGCGUUAUGACAGCUACAAUCUCUCAUGUAAACAAAGCGCGUUGUGGUGACUAAUCUGCACGAGGAUUUUGUCCCUGAAAAUUCCAUAGUGUUAAAAGAUUUUUUUUUUCAAAAGCCAUAAAGGUGAAAGCGAACAGA